Molecule: messenger RNA, 1866 nt
Organism: Pneumocystis carinii B80
Lineage: Eukaryota; Fungi; Ascomycota; Pneumocystomycetes; Pneumocystales; Pneumocystaceae
Exons: 6
Coding region: 44-1822 (592 amino acids)
Biological process (GO): vesicle-mediated transport
Cellular component (GO): intracellular membrane-bounded organelle; Mon1-Ccz1 complex
Source: RefSeq, a predicted model, not a curated record
AUAACUAUUAAAUUUUUUAAUAUAAAAUAAGGUAAGUUUUAAGAUGACAAAUAUUAAUUUUGUUUCAUCAGAAAAAUGUCCUCUUUCAUAUUUAUGUAUUUUUAAUCCUUCACUUGGCAUAACAGAAGGAUCUCUUCAUAAUCAAAUUUUAUUUUUUAUAUCAGAAACAUGCAUUUCAUUAAAUGAUCAGCAGCACAAUAUUGGGUUAAUUCAAGGAAUAAUGGAAUUUUCUUUAAAUUUUAGAAAAAAGGUUUCUAAUGAAUAUAUAGAGUCAAAAAACCAUGUUAUUAUUGUUAUAGAAGUGGAAAAUAGAUGGUAUAUUGCGGCAUCAUUUUUUUCUAAAUUUUUAAGGAAAAACCAUAUAUUCUUUCCUCCUUUCACAGUAUUAUUUAAUUAUUUAUACCAAGCAUAUGAGCAAUAUCGACUAGUAUAUGGAUUAUUAGAUUGUACAUUACAAAAAGAUGGUCGUAAGGUUUUAGAAAGUCAAUUGAAUGAAUGGUGGCAAAAAUGGAUUGGAAAUUUGGAUGUUACAGUUAAUGAUCCAUCAAUUUUAUAUAAUGCAAUUAAUAUGGGUUUUAUUACACCAGACUUAAAAUUAAAGGAAAAAAUAAAUAAAAAUAUAAAUGAUUUAAAAGCAAACAAUGAACGUAUUAUUGAUUUAAUUAUAACAUCAGUUUCACCUAUUUUUGAUUAUCAUAAACAUAAUGAAGGAUGUCUCUACUCAGGUGAUAACACUAUACCAAAGAAUACUAUAAAAAUCUUGCAUAAAUGGGUUCAACAUCAAAUUAAAGAACUUAUUAAUAAAGUUGAUAUAGAAAAAAAGAAUAAUCAAGAUAAUUAUGAAAGCGAUCAAGACGAAAAAGAGAAAACCACUUUAUCAGCAUCAGAUUCCCGUGUUGAUUUUUUGAACAAUACUUCUAAUUCAUCAAUAUCUUUAUGGAGUUAUAUUUCAUCUGUUUUCCUUCGAAAUAAUCUACAUUCUGCUUCAAAAAAACAACCAUGUUUAUAUAAUUAUUGUUCUGAAGAUAAUAAUAUAUUUUUUAAAUAUGAUAAAAGUUUAGGAGAUUUUAUUUAUGGUUUUCUAGAAAACCAUAAUUCUGAUUCUAUACUUUCUGAGAAAAAACUUUAUAUUGGUGAUAUUCAAAUAGAUCAGGAUAUAAAUUCAGUAUCAAAUAGUCCUAAAUCAGCUAAUGACAUCGAUCUUAAAGAAUUGGAUCUAAAUUGUGAAUCUAAUCCUCGAUAUAUACAUGUUUCUGUAUAUUAUUCAUAUCCUUUCGUUUACCUGAUUCUUCUUAAAAGUCAAAAUAUUAAUACAGAGAAUUCAGAAAAAAUAUUUUUUAAAAAUAAGAUAUUCUACACAAAUCUUCAAUGCUGUUUAGAAAAAAUUACAGUAGAUAUUGAAACAUAUUUUACAGAGUCUUUUCAGAAUUUUAAUUCUUUUUUCUGGCAUAUAAUAUUUGAUCCUAAUACACAAGAAUUGUAUACUAAUAUACCAUAUUCAAAAAAAAAUAACGAAACAGAUGAUUUACAACUAGAAAAAUGUCUUUCGACUGAUGAUAUAUUACAUAUACAUUUUUACGCAUUAUCAAUCUUUGAUAAAAUAAAAAACUCAAAAAAUGGUGAUAAAAUAAAAGAUUAUAUUCUAAAAACAUCUAAAAAUUUCUGGGUUUGCUAUUUAAAUCUUAAUCAAAUGCACAUAAUACUCGUCUUAAAAAAAAAUCUACAUAAGGAAAAUCUUAUUCAUACUACUGUUGAAAAUAUUUUUUUACAAGCUGAAAAAUAUCUCUCAAAAUUAUUCAAUAUUUCAUAUACUCACACAUAAAUACUUCUUAUUUACUUAUAAUCUAUCUCUUCAAAACUAUUCAA